Messenger RNA from Cyclocybe aegerita, 4767 nucleotides. The record is from the annotation of a GenBank genome assembly. Lineage: Eukaryota; Fungi; Basidiomycota; Agaricomycetes; Agaricales; Hemipholiotaceae.
AUGCCCCCACCGAUGGAAAAACGAUUUGACCUGAACACAUAUCGUCAGGCUGCGCGACAGGCCCAGAACCAGCCUCAAGCGUCGGGGUCAGGUUCUCGACCGUUGCGCCCUGCACUAGUCGCGUCUGCCACGAGCGUUGCGCCGCGUCCUGCUGUCGUGACUGCUCCUCCUUCGAACCCUUUUUCGCACCAGGCAGGUCCUUCGGCUUCACACAAUGUUCAGAGCGCAGGUGCACAGGGCCAUAACUUGUACCCUGUGCACAACGCCGCAAGACCGCAGACGGGAGGCCAGCCGCAAGCCGUAUCGCGACCUCCAAGCCAAGUAGCAUUCAACCCGAAGGUUCAGCAUCAUCCCCAAGCCCACGAAAAUGUUACUCUGGUCAGAGUAGACCAAUAUCGUGAUCAGCAGCACCUCCCGCUGCCUCCCUCACCGUCUGGAUCCUACUCCCACGCACUGGCCUCACAUGCUGCUCAAUACAGCGCUCAAUACGCUGCGGCCUCAGGUCCUACCCCUUCAUCUAUCGUGGAUCAAGUCUCGCAGCGUGUUCUUCAAGUCCUAGCACCAGCGUUCACCCAACUUCACGAACAACAGAACGCUCUCAUUCAGAAUUUCCACAAGUCGUCUCAAAGCAUGGAAGAGAUCAUAACCCAAUUGGCUCAGUCCCGGGCAGAGAACGAAGCACUUGCCAAGAGACUCACAGAAAGGGAUGAAGUAGAUAAGAGGAGCAAGCAGAGAGAAGUCGAUAGCGUGAUCGCUUUGGGUUUACUCGCGGACAGGGUCAAGGACGUCAGGACUGAGACCAAAGCUAUCCUCAAGGUUCUGGGACGGAAGGACGCCACGACGAGCUUGAACGUGGCCAAGAAAAGCGUGCUCGAUCGGUUAGAUGGUAUCCAGAUGGACGUGCAGGAGUUUCUGGAGAAAGUUGGAGAUCCAGAGGCUGAUGGACCUGCUCAGCCACCUGGUGCUCUGACGCCACAACCGCAGGCGCCCACAAUUCUUCGGCAUGAUAUGGCAACGAGCCCAAUCAGACUUCCCGAAACAGGCGCCCAAUCACCUGACCCACCCCUCAUCAUGCUAUCGCCGCCCAUGUCGCCGCCUAUACCAACCCAAAGGGUCUAUGUUUCCAUGGGAGUUGCAACGUCGCCCGAACCAGAAGAACACAGUUCUCGUCGAAAUUCAUAUUCAAGAACGCCCUCGUCGCGGAACUCUGCACACACCCUCGUCGACGAUGUGGCGGAUCAAGAUAUUACUAUGAUUUCGGAUGCAACCGAUACCACCAAAAUUGCCUCUGUUUCCCCUGAUCCAAUGCCUCGCAAGCCAGCGGACUCUAAAAUGGAUGUCGAUGACGAUCCCUUCCUAUCUCCGAAGAGCAGUGGCUGUGUGGUCAACCAAAUACACAUUCCGUCCUCCUCCCCCAGUGGCCCCUAUACUCCGAAGAAGCGAGGUAAAAGUCGUUGCCCUAUUGCCGUCGAAGAAAACCAAGGAUCUCCCAGAGCCAAUGCGCCUGGAACGACCUUCUCUCCUGUGGAUUGGUCCAAGACGUUAACGCCUUCCGCUCAACCUAUCACACGAUCCUUCUCUGCUCCAUCCGUUCCGUCAUCUCCUCUUAAGAGUUUUGAAGCCAAGGGUGCCUUGAAUUUAAGUCCUAGACGAUCGUACACGCUUCCUCCGCAAAGGCAAGGUUCCGUUGCUGCUUUACGACAAGAGGCGACAGGCCACCCAUAUCCCCUUGUUUUCCCCCCGCCUAUUCCGCUUUCUCCUGUGAAGCAAAAAUCCGAUUUAGGCGCAGCGGCUGAGGCGGCUGAGAGGAUGCUCAGUCCCGAAAGUCAGUGCAGCGACGACGCAGACAAGCCUAAAUAUUUGCGGCCGAAAGGGGUGGUUUUAAAACACUCUCCCCCGAAGAUGAAAGCAAGUCUAUCGUCGUCUUCUGACUCUUCUCUGACCUCGUUAACCGCCUCUGUAUCGUCUGGAUCUUCGCUCGAGGCUGAGGCCAAUGAGAAACCAAAGGAGGACGUCAACAUGAAGGAAACAACGCCUGUGCCCAUUCCAUUGUCGUCUUCCCCGCUGCGGCCGGCGACGACGUCGACCCCUCUGUCGGAGACGAAGAUCAAGAUUCGGAUUCCUGCUCGGGCUAGAAUACCCCCGCCACCAUCCCCUGUGUCGCCUCUCAAGUCUUUGGACCUCUCCUCUGUGCGAAAUGCUGCACAUCACUUGAACAGCAGCCCGACGAAACUUAAUAGCAGCCCAACGAAACUUAAUAGCAGUCCUACGAAACGCAACAGCAGCCCUCCGAAAUCACCACCACGUCUUGAGCCAACGUCUGAGUCGCAAUCUAGCGAACCUUCGAGCCGGGCUACUGAGGAUGAGGAAAUCGUUCAGAGCAUUGUCACCUCGUUCGGCCCUACAUCAUCGCCUGGCCUGCCUACACCUACCAACUCGCUUAUGGUAUCGCCUUUCAAACCGCUGGCGAAUGGCAUCAGGUCGGGCGUAGAUUUGUCGUCUCCUCUCUCCCGCAAGGGCCGUAGAAUGGUUGAGGUAGAAUGGAAUCCGGACCUCGACGAUUCGGUCCCUCGUCUCGUUGACUUCGCGACACUCCGCGUGUGGCAUACGGAUCGGGCGAAGGAGCUGGCGGAGAAGAAGCAAGACGAAGAAGUGGAGAAGGAGAAAGACGAGGACGAGGAAAUGAAGGAUGCAGACGUGCUCGAGCCGGAGCUGCAGAUGGAAACGGAGAACGAUCAGCAAGCAACUCCACGAGCGCAGUCUCCUGCUACCCCUCGAGCACAAUCUCCUUUCAUUGCAUCUAGCUGCUCUCCACCUGCUAUGGAGAUUGCCGAAAAUAGCUCGAACCUAGGGACUGAAAAUAUGGACACAGUCGAAACGUGCGAACCAUACCAAGACAACAACACACCUGUACCUCUCGACCUACCUCCUUCAUCUCCUCUUUUCACCUCCCCCAGCCAUCCGCAAUACAAUUCCUCAGUCUCUUACCGCGACGAAAAUGUCGACCUCCCGUCGUUGUCUCCGCUUGUCAAAGAAAAGGAGCAAACCACUCUCGCUCAUCAAGACACUCAAGAUUUCGGUAGCCUGCAAGCUGUGUCGAGUCCGCGCACCGCCAGCUUCGGCGUGAUUUCCGUUAGCAGUCCGAAAGCUGUAGAGUCGCAAUCUAGCGAAGAUGCGAUGUAUAUCUCUUCCGCGAUGACUACACCUGUGAAGCCCUCCAAGGCAACGCCGGUGUUAGCUGACAUCCCGCCUGUGGCUACGUCUUUUGUUCGCACAUCUCCUGAAAAGAAGGGCAAUCAGAAGGAGCAGGCUAUGAGACGCUCGCCUAGUGUCAUCUAUGUCUCCUCUGAUUCGUCUGACGAUGAAGGUCUACCGUCUGUUCCUGCAAAACCGAAAGCGACACCCGCGGCAGAAGCGUUGGUGAAAGUGGAACCGGACGCUGAAAAGGAAGUUCCUUCCAAGGCGACUACUCCACAAGUGCCAGAAGUGAGGUCGCCGAUCCCACCUGCUCAAGUCCCAGCUCCUGUGCCCCGCGUAGAUCCUUUGGAAGAGCUCUUCACGAGACCGCUGUCGCCCAUCUCUGACCUCUCUGACGAGGAUGACGAACUUCCGAAGGAAAAGCAGUCACCUAUCGACCUCAACCGUUUCACAGCAGGCCUAUCGGACGAUGACGCCGACGUCAUACGUGUCAGGAAAUCGCGCAGAGUCUCUGAGUCUGUGCGUGCCCCGUCAGCCGCCACCACUGUUGCACGGAGAAGCUCGGUUGCAGCCAAAGCAGAAGAGAUCGAUACCGUCAUGGCGGACCUCCCACCACCAGUUGCACCGCAGAAGAAGAGCCUGCUGGGCCAACUGAAGAAAGGACAGAGUGCCGCCGUGACCAGGAUCAAGAAACGGAAGAGCCGCCCAGAGCCCGAGACGGAGGACGAGGAUGAGCCGCCGUUGAAGAUCGUCAGGCUGCGGAAGAAAGGGACGAAUGGGGCCUUGACGUCCGCCACGUCGUCGUCGGGGUCAUCGGCGAAGGGCAACACGAGCACGAACACAAGGAAAUCACUUAGGACGCCUUCACCGAAGAAGGCCGCAACAGCCAAGGUACAGAGGACACCAAGGACGCCAGCCAGCCACCAGAGCCAGAAGACGCCGACAAGGAGGUCGAGGAACCAGAAACCGCGCUCAUCGACAGUUGUGUGGCCGACAAUUAACGAGCCAAAUUUCGAGCAGCUUGUGAAAUGCGAUACAUGCGAUGGCUGGUACCACAUCGGCUGCGUUGGCAUGCCUAUAGAGGAUGUCCGGCUCUUAGAUAGCGAGCUGUACCAAUGCCCUCCGUGCGAAGCGGGUGUCGAUCGCAGUGCUCUUUCUCCGACGAAAGGCGGCCAAGACGCAAUUCCCGCUGCGCGGUGCGCCCGCUCGUCGUGCCGGCGGCCCAAGGCUAAGAAGCAGGCGGCGACCAAGGAGGACGAUACCUUUGUUGUCGAAUCGUUCGUGGGUCGGCUGACGAAGAUUGUGAGUGGGAAGCUGGAGGUGGUGACGUUGUAUCUUGUUAAGUGGCUUGGUUACGGUUUCAAUGAGUGCACCGUGCAGACCCUCGACACCUUGUGCAUGACCAACGCCGCCCUCCUAGUUGACGCGUUUGAGAAGGAGGCCGAGAACGAAGGCCUCGACCUCGAGAGCUCCAGCAACGAAGCCGUGGUUCUUAAAUGCGCCAGCGAGGCGGGGUGGGACCACAACUUGGAGUUUGUUCCGAAGCCCAAGGUCGAAGCGAAAUCAUGA